Aspergillus sclerotioniger CBS 115572 is the source of this 709-nucleotide messenger RNA. RefSeq lists its product as uncharacterized. Lineage: Eukaryota; Fungi; Ascomycota; Eurotiomycetes; Eurotiales; Aspergillaceae. The coding region runs from base 304 to 666 and encodes 120 amino acids. The record is from RefSeq and is a predicted model, not a curated record. The transcript has a single exon.
AUUGCGACCGGACCCUGAAUCUGGUGAACAUAUACAACGGUGAAGGGGAAAGAGCGAUGUGAUCCCCCUGACAGUGAACGACCAUAGGAUGAAGACUGGCUGGUGCUUGGCGACUUCAACUUCCACCACCCCGCUUGGGGCGGCGAGGAUGCUGAGUCCGAUCGAGAGGCGGAUCCCUUACUAACCCUUGCAGACAAUGCUAAUCUUGGCCUCUGGCUUGAACCAGGUACAACUAUCUAGGAGCGUACAGGGUGGCAGACCACGAUAGACCUGGUCUUCGGCACCUCCGAGCUCACGAGCCGCAUGAUUGUCUGCAAGACAGCACCCGCAGUGCACGCCGAUUCCGACCACCUCCCGAUUGCCACAAUCAUCGACCUAGAUACACCGUUAGCGAGGUCGAAGCCGGGGAGGGAUUGGAAAGCCAUGAAUACGAAAAAGAUGCGGGAAUUCGUGAAAGCAAACAUGGAGGGUGUGGCAGCGCCUGGGCGGGGAUCCAACCCCUGUGUAGAUCAAUGCUGCCACGGAUCAUCUCGUGGAAAUGAUACAACAGGCAAUUGCGGAGUCAACCCCGGCUCCACCCCGGAAUGCCGUGAAGCAGUCAAGACAACUAAGAGAACGAGGCGCGCACACAAGAGGGAACGAACAGACGAGAAAUGGAAGGAGUAGACCAUAAUAUUCCUAUCUCAUAUUCUAUAGCGAUUUCGUACGA